Molecule: messenger RNA, 2968 nt
Organism: Staurois parvus
Lineage: Eukaryota; Metazoa; Chordata; Amphibia; Anura; Ranidae
Source: the annotation of a GenBank genome assembly
GGGAAAACCAUAUGCUUUUGACCGAGUGUUUCCUCCAAAUACGACUCAGGAGCAAGUCUACCAUGCCUGUGCCAUGCAAAUUGUUAAAGAUGUGCUGGCUGGUUAUAAUGGAACCAUCUUUGCUUACGGGCAGACCGCCUCUGGGAAGACCCACACCAUGGAGGGUAAGCUUCAUGAUCCGCAGCUGAUGGGAAUAAUACCAAGAAUUGCCAGAGAUAUAUUCAAUCACAUCUACUCCAUGGACGAAAACCUAGAAUUCCAUAUCAAGGUUUCUUAUUUUGAGAUCUACCUGGAUAAAAUUAGAGAUUUGCUAGAUGUCUCCAAAACAAACCUUUCAGUACAUGAAGACAAGAACCGCGUUCCAUUUGUCAAGGGCUGCACUGAGCGUUUUGUAUCCAGCCCAGAAGAAAUACUGGAUGUCAUCGAUGAGGGAAAAUCCAAUCGUCAUGUGGCUGUAACAAACAUGAAUGAGCACAGCUCCCGCAGUCACAGCAUCUUCCUUAUCAAUAUCAAACAGGAGAAUGUGGAGACUGAGCAGAAGCUAAGUGGAAAGCUGUAUCUGGUUGACCUGGCUGGAAGUGAAAAGGUUAGCAAAACUGGAGCUGAAGGUUCUGUUUUGGAUGAAGCCAAGAACAUCAACAAGUCUUUAUCUGCUCUGGGAAAUGUCAUUUCAUCCCUGGCAGAAGGAUCAAAAGGAUAUGUUCCCUACAGAGAUAGUAAGAUGACCCGAAUCCUCCAGGACUCCUUGGGCGGAAAUUGCAGGACAACUAUGUUUAUCUGCUGUUCUCCAUCCAGCUACAAUGAUGCAGAAACCAAGUCAACACUUAUGUUUGGUCAAAGAGCCAAGACCAUCAAGAAUACUGCAUCAGUCAACCUGGAGCUGACAGCAGAGCAGUGGAAGAAGAAGUAUGAGAAGGAGAAGGAAAAGAACAAGACCAUGAAAGAGACCAUUCAACGGCUGGAGACUGAACUCAGUCGCUGGAGGAAUGGAGAGAAUGUGCCUGAAACGGAGCAACUGAGUGACAACGAACAGAUUAUUCCGGAAACUUGUGAUGAGACCCCAGUUAAUGAUAAUAACUCUUCCAUUGUGAUCCGAAUCUCAGAGGAGGAGAGAAGGAAGUAUGAGGAGGAGAUCCGUAAAAUGUACAAACAGAUGGAUGACAAGGAUGAUGAGAUCAACCAGCAGAGUCAAUUAGCAGAAAAGUUGAAGCAGCAGAUGUUGGAUCAAGAAGAGCUAUUAGUAUCCACUCGGGGUGAUAAUGACAAGGUGCAGAUGGAACUGAGCCGCUUGCAGUCAGAAAAUGAUUGCGCCAAAGAAGAAGUGAAGGAGGUUCUGCAGGCCCUGGAAGAACUUGCAGUGAACUAUGAUCAGAAGUCUCAGGAAGUUGAAGAGAAAACCAUACAAAACAAAAUCCUCACUGAUGAGCUGUCUCAAAAAGUUGCCAGUCUUUUGUCUCUGGAAAACGAUCUGCAUCGCCUGCAGGAAUUCAGCACUCAUCAACGCAAGCGAAUUGCUGAAGUUCUCAAUGGCCUCAUGAAAGACCUUAGUGAGUUCAGCGUCAUUGUGGGCAAUGGAGAAUUUAAACUGCCUGUGGAAAUCAGCGGGGCCAUAGAGGAAGAGUUUACUGUAGCUCGUCUAUACAUCAGUAAGAUCAAAUCUGAAGUGAAAUCUGUGGUGAAACGGUGUCGCCAGCUAGAGAAUCUUCAGGUUGAAUGUCACCGCAAAAUGGAAGUUACUGGACGGGAACUGUCCUCAUGCCAACUGCUUAUAUCACAGCACGAGGCUAAGAUCAGGUCUCUGACAGAGUACAUGCACAGUGUAGAACUGAAGAAACGCCAACUGGAGGAAUCCUAUGAUUCUCUGAGUGAAGAACUCGCCAAGAUGCAGGCUCAAGAAAAUGUGACUGAAGUAGCAGCAAAGGAUAAGGAGCAGGAUGAGGUGGAAGCCCACGAGGUUAAGAAGGUUCUGGAGAUGCAGAUGGAAAGCCAUCGUGAGGCCCAUCAUAAACAAUUGGCGCGUCUCCGUGAUGAGAUAAAUGAGAAACAGAAGAUCAUCGACGAGCUCAAAGAUUUGAACCAGAAGCUGCAGCUGGAGUUGGAGAAGCUCAGAGCUGACUACGAGAAGCUGAAAAGUGAGGAACACGAGAAGAGCAACAAGCUGCAGGAGCUGACAUUUCUGUACGAGAAACACGAGCAGUCCAAGCAGGAUCUUAAAGGGCUCGAGGAGACUGUUGCACGUGAACUCCAGACCCUCCACAAUCUUCGGAAGCUUUUUGUUCAAGACGUCACAUCUCGAGUCAAGAAAAGUGCUGAGAUGGAACCCGAGGAUAGUGGGGGGAUUCACUCCCAGAAGCAGAAGAUUUCCUUUCUUGAGAACAACCUGGAGCAACUUACAAAGGUUCACAAACAGCUGGUUCGUGACAAUGCAGAUCUUCGUUGUGAGCUUCCUAAACUGGAAAAACGUCUUCGGGCUACGGCUGAGAGAGUUAAGGCCCUGGAGGGUGCACUGAAAGAGGCCAAGGAGGGCGCUAUGAAGGAUAAAAGAAGGUACCAACAGGAGGUGGACCGCAUUAAGGAAGCUGUACGCUACAAGAAUACAGUGAGGCGCACUCACACUGCACAGAUUGCCAAGCCAAUCAGACCUGGACAUUACCCUGCAUCUUCCCCAACCAAUUCCUAUGGAGUUCGCAGUUCAGAUUCUCUUAGUUACACCAACAACAUCUUCCAGCAAUACCAAAACAUGUACAUGAAUUCAUCCAAUUCCUCCAAUGACACAUUUUUCACCAACCCUUGUUCCUCUGCAAGGAGCAAUUCUUCCUCUAGCAGCCUGCUUCCCUACACAAAGCUGAAUGUGGAUAAUGGCAAUGCUACAGACAUCAAUGACAACAGAAGUGACUUGCCAUGUGGCUGCGAAGCGGAUGAUCAGUCCCAGUUAUUCCCUCUUCAUCAGGAGACAGCAGCCAGCUAA